AGGGGUGAAAUGGAUCCAUCAACCCGCAAACAGCCUCGCCGCGCUGUCAGGGACAAGUCUCGAUCACGCCCGAAGACAGAACUACCCCCGACCCCCAGACACGCAUUAAUCUCGGGGGAUCAAAACACCACCGCAGCAGUUGCAGCAGCCGGCGCGAAACGCAAAAGCAGGGGGGAAGCAGAACAACAAAAGGGACAUUCCAAGAAGAGAUGGCAUUCCCACAAGACCACGGAACCACCGCAGGAACCCAUCACGCCGGCAUCGACGACCCCCGCGGAAGCAGCGCCAGAGCAAGCCAAGGGAAAGAAGCCAGCCCGCAAGAAGAGGAAGCGGGCCCCGCGGAAGUUCAUGGACGACUUCCUCGCGUCCGACGCCGAAGAGCCCGAAGAAGAAGAAGAAGGAUAUACCGAUGUGGAGCGAAGCGACCAGCAACUGCGCCGGAAAGACCGCUGGGUCCCCGAUAUGGAGCAUCGAAGCCGUCCGACGACGAGGCCCAAGGGCAUCCCCCACGCGCUCUGGAUGUCGUACUGUCUCCUCGACGACUACAUCUACCGACACUCCCUGACGCCUGAGGAGAUCAGGACACACCCGCUCAUGGACGACGUGUACAUGUUUCAGAGCGGUGGCCCGCAGCCCGUGACGCCGGCCGGGUUCCGGUGGAACGAUUACCAGAAACUGGAGCCUAUCAGGGAUUAA
Molecule: messenger RNA, 696 nt
Organism: Hypoxylon fragiforme
Lineage: Eukaryota; Fungi; Ascomycota; Sordariomycetes; Xylariales; Hypoxylaceae
Exons: 1
Coding region: 10-696 (228 amino acids)
Source: RefSeq, a predicted model, not a curated record